AUGGGAGCAUCUGAAAGACCAUCCAUGGGCUGGAUGCACAAGGAACCAGAAAUGCCAGUUGGUCCCCAACAGGAUGAGAGGAGCAGAGGGUGGAGGCCGGGAGGUGGGAGCACUGCCCCGUCCCCACUCCCCCCAGCCCUGUCCUUCCUCCUCCUCCUGCCGCUGGCCAGCGCCCUACAGCCUACUCCACUGCCCUUUCCAGCACUGAGGCUGGUGGGGGGCCCGAGCCGCUGCCAGGGACGCCUGGAGGUCCUGCAUGGAGGCUCCUGGGGCAGCGUCUGUGAUGAUGACUGGGACGUGGUGGAUGCCAGCGUAGUGUGUCGUCAGCUGGGCUGUGGCCUGGCAUUGCCUGUGCCGCGGCCCCUCGCCUUUGGCCAGGGCCGAGGUCCCAUCCUGCUGGACAACGUGGAGUGCCGCGGGCAGGAAGCUGCGCUGAGCGAGUGUGGCAGCCGGGGCUGGGGCAUCCACAACUGCUUUCACUAUGAAGACGUGGCCGUCCUGUGCGAUGAGUUCUUGCCCACGCAGCCCCCAAUGAGGAAGGUGUUAACCAGUAGAACGCCCCCUACGACUCCUCAGAAUGGGAAAGGUGAGGGCAGCGUGCGCCUGGUGGGGGGCGCAGGCCCGUGCCAAGGCCGAGUGGAGAUCCUGCACGGCGGCCUGUGGGGCACUGUGUGUGACGACGACUGGGGGCUGCCGGACGCUGCUGUGGUCUGCCGCCAGCUGGGCUGCGGAGUGGCCUUGGCCGCCACCACCAACGCCUUCUUUGGCUAUGGCACCGGGCACAUCCUGCUGGACAACGUGCACUGCGAAGGCAGCGAGCCCCGCCUGGCGUCCUGCCUGAGCCUGGGCUGGGGCGUGCACAACUGCGGCCACCACGAGGAUGCGGGCGCAUUCUGCGCAGCCCUGGGGCCCCCAACUCUCACAGCACUACCACACUCGGCCACAAGACAGGACUGGGCCUGGCACACAGAGCCGGCAGCUACCGGAGUUGGUGCCCAGCCUUCCGGGGAGACGGCACUAUCCACCACAGCAGCCUGGGCCGCGGGGAAGAAAAGCGGGCGGCUGCGGCUGGUGGGCGGCCCGGGCCCGUGCCGCGGCCGUGUGGAGGUGCUAUACGCCGGGGUUUGGGGCACCGUGUGCGACGAUGACUGGGACUUCGCGGACGCGCGCGUGGCCUGCCGCGAGGCGGGCUGCGGGCCCGCGCUGGGCGCCACGGGCCUCGGUCACUUCGGCUACGGCCGCGGCCCCGUGCUGCUGGACAACGUGGGCUGUGCCGGUACCGAGGCCCGCCUGAGCGACUGCUUCCACCUUGGCUGGGGCCAGCACAACUGCGGCCACCAUGAGGAUGCGGGCGCGCUCUGCGCAGGCCCAGAGGAGCUGGGACUACAAGUACAGCAGGACGGUUCUGAGACUACCCGUAUGCCCACUCCUCGGCCUAGGGAUGGGCACCUACGUCUGGCCAGUGGAGCCCACCGAUGUGAAGGGCGUGUAGAGCUCUUCCUUGGACAACGGUGGGGCACUAUUUGUGAUGAUGCUUGGGACUUGCGGGCAGCUGGUGUCCUGUGCCGCCAGCUGGGCUGUGGCCAGGCCCUGGCAGCCCCUGGCGAGGCUCACUUUGGCCCAGGCAGAGGCCCUAUCCUCCUGGACAAUGUCAAAUGUCGUGGGGAUGAGAGCACCUUGCUGCUGUGUUCUCACAUCCGCUGGGAUGCACACAACUGUGACCACAGCGAGGAUGCCAGUGUCCUGUGCCGGCCGUCAUGA
Molecule: messenger RNA, 1761 nt
Organism: Cynocephalus volans (Philippine flying lemur)
Lineage: Eukaryota; Metazoa; Chordata; Mammalia; Dermoptera; Cynocephalidae
Gene: SSC4D
Product: scavenger receptor cysteine rich family member with 4 domains
Exons: 10
Coding region: 1-1761 (586 amino acids)
Cellular component (GO): membrane
Source: RefSeq, a predicted model, not a curated record